This is a messenger RNA of Gopherus evgoodei (Goodes thornscrub tortoise), 378 nucleotides long. RefSeq names its product histone H4-like. Gene Ontology annotation, biological process: nucleosome assembly. Gene Ontology annotation, cellular component: nucleosome. Lineage: Eukaryota; Metazoa; Chordata; Testudines; Testudinidae. The record is from RefSeq and is a predicted model, not a curated record. The transcript is spliced from 2 exons. Gene Ontology annotation, molecular function: protein heterodimerization activity; DNA binding; structural constituent of chromatin. The coding region runs from base 1 to 378 and encodes 125 amino acids.
AUGAAUCCAUCCCAAGUCAGCAGAGACCUCAAGUCUCCGGGGCUGUCAGGCAGGCACCUUUCCCGAGCACUAAACAUAUCCGGUUGUGGCAAAGGUGGAAAGGGGCUGGGUAAGGAAGGUGCUAAGAGGCACCACGAGGUCUUACGCGACAACAUCCAGGGCGUUACGAAGACUGCGAUCCGCUGGUUGGCUCGUGGCGGCAGCGUGAAGCACAUCUCAGGGCUGAUCUAUGAAGGGACCCGUGGGGUGCUGAAGGUUUUCCUGGAGAACGUGAUCCGCGAUGCGGUGACCUACACCAAGCGGAAGACGGUGACGGCCACGGGUGUGGUGUACGCCCUGAAACGCGAGGGGUGCACCCUGUAUGGCUUCGGAGGCUGA